AAUACACUCUCUGUUAUCCCUACCCCCCCACCCCCCACCCCUCGCCGCCGACCUUUUUUUCUUCACCGGAAAAUCUUCGAGUUCUACGCCGGUGUUAUUUGCUUCGAUUACAACUCCGUUUUCUUCUUCUUCAAUCAAAUCUGUGUGUGAUUGCUGUUUGCGCCGUCGCCGAAUCUUCUAAAGAGUUUUUUCGUUUUUUUUUCAUGAUCUGUGAAGAGUCUGAUCUGAUCUAAGCCGUCGAUCUAAGAUAUGGAUAGGAUCGUCGGAGGUAAAUUCAAGCUCGGCCGAAAAAUCGGUAGUGGAUCGUUUGGUGAAAUUUUUCUCGCUACGCAUAUUGAUUCAUUUGAGAUCGUCGCUGUCAAAAUUGAGAACAAUAAGACCAAACAUCCUCAACUUCUCUACGAGGCCAAGUUAUACAAUAUUCUCCAGGGAGGAAGUGGUGUACCACAUAUAAAAUGGUCUGGUGUGGAUGGUGAUGACAACGUUCUGGUCAUGGAUUUAUUGGGUCCUAGCUUGGAAGAUCUCUUUGUCUAUUGUGACCGGAAGCUUUCAUUGAAGACUGUUUUAAUGUUGGCGGACCAGAUGAUCACCAGAAUCGAGUAUGUACAUUCUAAGGGCUUUCUACACAGGGAUAUUAAGCCUGACAACUUUCUGAUGGGUCUUGGUCGGAAAGCAAAUCAGGUUUAUAUUAUUGAUUUUGGUCUUGCUAAAAGAUACCGUGAUGCGACUACAAAUCGCCAUAUUCCUUACAGAGAGAACAAAAAUUUAACUGGAACAGCACGCUAUGCCAGUUGUAAUACUCAUCUCGGAAUUGAGCAAAGCCGGCGGGAUGAUUUAGAAUCUCUUGGAUAUGUUCUCCUUUAUUUCUUGAGAGGCAGCCUCCCAUGGCAGGGUCUAAAAGCUGCCACAAAGAAGCAAAAGUAUGACAAAAUAUGUCAAAAGAAGUUAUCAACUCCUAUUGAGGUUUUAUGCAAGUCUCAUCCUGUUGAGUUUGCGUCGUACUUCCAUUACUGUCAUUCGUUGACAUUUGAUCAGCGACCUGAUUAUGGAUUCUUAAAGCGCCUCUUUCGUGAACUUUUUACCCGUCAAGGAUAUGAAUUUGAUUACAUAUUUGAUUGGACCAUCCUAAAGUACCAACAGGCACAAACAAGUAAACCACAGCAUCGGCAAGUUGGUGGUGAAAGUAGCCGAGCAAUUCCAAUGGAUGUUGAAAAGCGUCAAGUUUCUACAGGCAACAAUGGACCUUAUGUUGCUGAGGUGACUGAUCGCCUAAGGCCGAAUAACCCUUCCAGUCCUGGAAUUCGUAUGCAAUUUAAGUCACCAACAAACAGGAAUUUAACUUCUGCCAAUCUUGAGAGAAAUGUAUUAAGUAGUGCUCAUAUGCCAUCUUCUUCAUUGGCUCCUGUUUUACCAAGAGCAAAUGCUACAAAACCUGUUUUACCCACAGAAACAACACAUGAUGGUGAUAAUGGAGGCAGUAGCUGGAUGUCCUCCUUGCGACGUAUUUCUUCUGCAAAGUGAUAAAAAGUAUAAGAUGAAGAUGAAGUUGAAGUUGGGGCUAGUGAGCCUUCAAAUUGGGCAGCUGAUACUUAUUUUAUGAUUACAAGCUGGUUCGGAUGACUAUGGUGGCUGAUCAUGGCCCGCUGCAAUUUUAUGAGUUCAAGAGGGUGGUGUGAAUUGAGCAGGACAUGAAAGCAGAUGGCAGCUGUUUGUCUUUCUAUGGGAGCUCGGGUUAGAUAUUUUUCCUAAGAUGACUAUAAACAAAUUGGUCCAUCCUUGCAUUAAGAUCAGGAUGGUUCCUGUCCGCUGAAAAAAUGAAGCACUAGAGACAUCUUUGUCUCCUAAUGUAAAAAAUAUAUCAUAUGCGAUUGUCAAAAAUUGUGCAGUUCCUUUUGUGCAUACAGAAGUGGUUAUUUUCUUCACUUGCUUCUUUACUUGCAAAGUUGCAUGUGUUGUAAUCUUUAUUGCUUAAUUAUGUGGUGAGCCAAUGGUUUGUUGCAAACAUGUUCAUAAUGGAAUUGGAUCUUGUACAGCUAUGAAAUUUAGUUUGGUAAUGUGAUAUACAAACGAAAACACUCUCUGUUCUCAUCAGAAGGAUUGUGAAGUUUUGAUGUACAGAUUCAUAUAUGGACUUUUCUUUCUCCACCACUCAUCCCACUUACAUUAAAGUCUUAUCGCUCUUUUGAAUCCUGUUUCCAUCUGGCCCAGUAGGUGAGCUUGCCACCAGGUAAUGUUUUGUUGUUAGUUUUGAUUUGGUAAUUUCACGUGAGUUGAUGGUCUGAUUCGCUCGAGAUGAUUUCCUUUUUAACAGUAAGCAGUUUUGACCUCCCUUAAAUGUGCUUAGGCUGGCAUAUGUACUGUGACUAGCCUUCACAGUUUCUUUUAAAACAAAAAGACUGUUAACAUAUUGUCCGUAAUUUGCAAUCAGCUUCUCAAUUAUUGUCUUUUCGCUAUUUGCAGGAAUCAUUCCAUUUGAUGAUAUGCCCGUGAGAUGUUGUUUCUGUCGGUGUAAUGAUUCCCCUUGGAUUCAAUCAACUCCAGAAGAAGAUGAACUAGUGAUUGCGUUGUUAGGUUUGUUGAUUGUGUGAGGGAUCAAGUAUUCACUGGUUCCUUGGUACCAUUCUUCCUGAGCUUAUAUUCCUGCUCUCAAAUGUCUCUGCUUCUAAACUUGCUAGGUUCGUGAUGAAAUCGUGCUGGAAAACUUCAUAUCAUCGAGUAAUGAAGCUUCUGAAUGACGUCUCAACUGAAUAUCUAUUGGACUUGUCAGGACUUGAGACUGGGAGUUUCGACACCCAAAGUUCGUGCUGAUUUCGUUUUCAGCAAGGCUAUGGUGCACCCAUCAUGGUGCUGGAAGAAUAUUUGGUUACACAUUUGAGUCCCAGGUUAUAUAAAUAAUCAGUAAGUGUCCGUUUAGCAUUGAAAUAUUCCUCUCAUUAUUUGCAUAACCAAGAAUAUUUGGUUACACAUCUAAUUUUUCUAUAAUCGAAUGUCAGUAGGGGCAAAAAUAAUUUUUAUUACUUGAUAAAAGCGACGUAUUUCAGUUUA
Messenger RNA from Solanum pennellii, 3045 nucleotides. RefSeq names its product casein kinase 1-like protein 4. The transcript is spliced from 15 exons. The coding region runs from base 250 to 1521 and encodes 423 amino acids. Gene Ontology annotation, biological process: endocytosis; signal transduction; peptidyl-serine phosphorylation. Gene Ontology annotation, cellular component: cytoplasm; nucleus. Gene Ontology annotation, molecular function: protein serine/threonine kinase activity; ATP binding. The record is from RefSeq and is a predicted model, not a curated record. NCBI's taxonomy places the organism in Eukaryota, Viridiplantae, Streptophyta, Magnoliopsida, Solanales, Solanaceae.